Messenger RNA from Poecilia latipinna (sailfin molly), 1489 nucleotides. Its product is annotated as tripartite motif-containing protein 16-like. The record is from RefSeq and is a predicted model, not a curated record. Bases 8 to 1483 code for a protein of 491 amino acids. The transcript has 3 exons. NCBI's taxonomy places the organism in Eukaryota, Metazoa, Chordata, Actinopteri, Cyprinodontiformes, Poeciliidae. Gene Ontology annotation, molecular function: zinc ion binding; protein binding.
AGGUAAAAUGGCUCAGAGUGGAGUUCAGCUGGAGAAAAUCUCCUGUUCCAUCUGCUUGGAUCUACUGAAGGAUCCAGUGACGAUUCCCUGUGGACACAGCUACUGCAUGAACUGUAUUAAAGGCCACUGGGAUGGAGAAGAUCAGAUGGAAGUCCACAGCUGCCCUCAGUGCAGGAAAGAUUUCAUACCGAGGCCUAACCUGGAGAAAAGCAUCAUGUUAGCAGAGUUGGUGGAAGAUCUGAAAGAGAUUGGACUCCAAGCUGCUCCUGCUGAUCACUGCUAUGCUGGACCUGAGGAUGAGAUGAAGAUCUUCUGUCGUACUGAUCAGCAGUGUAUCUGUUAUUGCUGCACAAUGGAUUACCAUAAAUACCAUGCAACAGUCCCAGCUGCAGCAGAAAGAGCUGAGAAGCAGAAGAAGCUCCAGGAGAGUCGACAACAAAUCCAUCAGAGAAUCCAGGACCAAGAGAAAGAUGUGAAGCUGCUUCAACAGGAGGUGGAGGCCAUCAAUGUCUCUGCUGAUAAAGCAGUGGAGGACAGUGAGGAGAUCUUCACUGAGCUGAUCCGUCUCCUCCAGGAAAGAAGCUCUGAGGUGAAGCAGCAGAUCAGAUCCCAGCAGGAAACUGAAGUGAGUCGAGUCAAAGAUGUUCAGGAGAAGCUGGAGCAGGAGAUCACUGAGCUGAAGAGGAAAGACGCUGAGCUGGAGCAGCUCUCACACACAGAGGAUCACACCCAGUUUCUCCUCAACUACCCCUCACUGCCAGCACUCAGGGAGUCGACACACUCAUCCAGCAUCAACAUCCGUCCUCUGAGACACUUUGAGGACGUGACAGCAGCUGUGUCAGAGCUCAGAGAUAUAAUGUACGAUGUCCUGAGAGACACAUGGACAAACAUCUCACUGGCAAUCUCUGAAGUAGAUACUUUUCUCUCAGUAGAACCGGAACCAGAGACUAGAGCUGAAUUUUUAAAAUAUUCACAAAAGAUUACUUUGGAUCCAAACACGGCUAAUUCAUUUCUGUCUUUAUUCGAGAGGAACAGAAAAGCCAAAAAGACAGACAAACAGUCUUAUCCUGAUCAUCCAGACAGGUUUACUCAGCAUUCUCAGGUUCUGAGCAGAGAGAGUCUGACUGGUCGUUGUUACUGGGAGGUGGAGUGGAAAGGAGCGGGAAGAGGAGUUGUAGCCAUUUUAAACAAGGAUGUCAGCAGAGAAGAAAAAUUUGGAUUAAAUGACAAAUCUUGGUCAUUAGUUUGUUCUACAAACAAAUACACAUUUAAGUACAACAACACUGAAACUCCAGUAUCAGGUCCAGUUUCCUCCAGAAUAGGAGUGUACCUGAAUCACAGAGCAGGUAUUCUGUCUUUCUACAGCGUCUCUGAAACCAUGACUCUCCUCCACAGAGUCCAGACCAGAUUCACUCAGCCUCUGUAUGUUGGGGUUGAGCUUUUCUGUAAUGGAGCCUCAGCUGAAUUGAUUAAGCUGAAAUAGUCAGCA